Messenger RNA from Heteronotia binoei (common prickly gecko), 5178 nucleotides. It is a transcript of the gene ARHGEF4, whose product is annotated as Rho guanine nucleotide exchange factor 4. The coding region runs from base 49 to 3723 and encodes 1224 amino acids. NCBI's taxonomy places the organism in Eukaryota, Metazoa, Chordata, Lepidosauria, Squamata, Gekkonidae. Gene Ontology annotation, biological process: intracellular signal transduction. The transcript has 13 exons. The record is from RefSeq and is a predicted model, not a curated record. Gene Ontology annotation, molecular function: protein binding; guanyl-nucleotide exchange factor activity.
UUGGGAUAUUCCAAGUGCAUCAGCAGAGCCAGUGAACUGAAACUUAGCAUGGCUGUCCAUGAUGCUUCACUGAAAAUAGACAACCUGGAUGUUGUCUCCAAAACAAGUCUAGAUAAUAUUAGCACUGGUAGCACGAACAGUGAGGAGACAGAUGAGAAUAUGUUUAACUUCCAGGGUAAUAACAGCAGUUUCUAUAAGGCAGUGCAGAAAAACAAUCAGGCUAAAGUCACAGAGAAGUCUCCCAAGCAUUCUAAAUUCUUAGGCUUUUCUAAAAUGGCCUCUUUCAGGAAAACCAAGCCAAUGAUUGCUGAAAAUCAAGGCAGCACCAAAAACAAGAGAGAAGAAUUAGGAAGACAGGAAGAGGGUGAGGUAGAAGACAGCACGAAGUCUUUGCAAAACAGUUCAUCCAGCUCCACUUCCCAUAGCAAGGACAGCUGCCUUGCAGAAUAUUCAGAUGACGACGACUUAUUCUAUGAAAGACCUGUUGGAGCAUUUAACAGAAUUAGCCUGAGAAAGGCUUCCAGCUCUGGCCGGACACUCUUAGAAGAUGUGGGCACUAGUCCUACUCCAAAAAUGGCCAGAUCAAAAUACUUUGAAGGAAAAGUGUUAACUUCUGUUGAGAAUAAUGAGAAUGAGUCUGCAGAAUAUCCCGAACUGAGGAAAUCCUCAUCUGAGAAUGACUUUAAAAGGAACAAAAGCACAGAGAGUAAAAAAUUCCGGACUAGAUUGGCCUUGGCCCACAGAUCCUUCUCAAGUUUCUUUGAAUCUAAAUCUUUAGAGAAGGAAAAUGCUGAACAAAGUCCAAAGAUUUCAAUGAAAAAUGAAAAGGAAAAAGCCAAGUUGUACCAAACGUCCUGGAAAGCAUUUCUGAAAAGCAAGGAGGCAGAUGGUCUGAAGCGAUCUGCCUUUAGUUCCCUUCCAACACAGCAGAGUUCUUGUACACACAGGAGCCCUGGCAGCUUUGCUAGAAGGGCAUCCAAAGAAAAACUUGAGUGCCACAACGGACAAAUCUGUAAGAGUUCAGGAGUGUCUAAUGGCUCUUCUACAGAAGCUGGGCAUUCUGAUUCCUCUGGGACCAGUGACUUUAUGCCUGUAGGUGAUAGGAGGAGGAAAGGUGUAUCUCGUGAACUUAGUAUACACUGUUCUCAUUGCCCAAACUACGAUGGGAAAGAGGAAGCAAUGGACAAUGACAAAGAUGCUUCCUUUGAAGAAUUUUGGUUGAAAUCUCCAGUCAGCCCAAUUGACUUGCAGUCAUCAUUUUCUCACUUCACUCCUUCUUGCCCCCAUCUGUCAAUGUAUGAACGGAAAGAUAUGCCAUGCAGGCCUAUGAGCCCCAAACCUCAGAGUCCUAGGACCAGUUCUCGAAAGGGUUUCUAUUACCCUGGAAGAUUAAGUUCCACUUCAAUGAUAUCUCUGGGCAACAUUUCUGCCAUGGAUAGCAAUUUGGAAGCUCCAGAAAGGCCAAAGACAUUGAAACCUAGGUCUAGCUUCUUGUUGUCUAUGCAUUCAUUAGAUAAUGACUAUCAAAGAGAAGACAGUGGGAUAAGCAGCCAGUCACAGAUCAGCUUAAACACUGCUUCCUCAGUGAGCGAUAUCAUCAGAGAUGUGGAGAAUAUCCAGCAAAGUCAAAUUACAUCAGAAAAGAAGCCAGGUGAGAAACGGAGUCUCCAUUGCAGAAAAACGUCUACUCAGAUGCCCCUGUCUCCACACUCAUUCUCACACACAGAGAACAAAACCUGGAUGCUUCCCUUCCAUGUUCAGGAGGGAAGAGCAAAUGAGUGCACCCACAGGAAGAGACGCAGACCCUUAUACAAGCGUUUCAGCUUUGAUGAUGCAUGGAUGGAAAGGAAUCGGAAAAGGAAGCUUGUGAAGGAAACACAGUCAGACAGAGAGAGUGAACCAAGUAACUUCCCAGAGGAUCAGUUAAAAGUUAAAAUGCAACCAUCCAUUGUUUCGCCAGUGACCUUCAGUGCUCGCCCUUUCAAAUUACAUCUGUAUUCCCAGAGCACACCCACAGGUUUGGACUGUGUGGGCCUGAAGCAGCACAUCUCCUUUCCAGUAAUUGCUGAUGGGUCACUGGAGAAGACAAGUGAUGAUGUGGGGAGUGAAGAAGAUUUAUAUGAUGAUUUCCGGAGUUCCAGUCACCGUUAUGGUCACCCAGGUGGUGGAGGAGAGCAACUUGCUAUUAAUGAGCUCAUCAGUGAUGGAGGUGUGGUCUACGCAGAGGCCCUCUGGGAUCAUGUCACCAUGGAUGACCAAGAAUUGGGCUUCAAGGCUGGUGAUGUCAUUGAAGUAAUGGAUGCCACUAACAAGGAAUGGUGGUGGGGCAGGAUAAUGGACAGCGAGGGAUGGUUCCCAGCAAGCUUUGUACGGCUCCGAGUGAACCAGGAUGAACCAAUGGAAGAUUAUCCUCUGAAGUUAGAGGAUGGCAGAGAAGACGACUCCCGAAAUGCUGCCCAUCGUUAUGUGGUGGGGCAAACAACCAAGGAUCAGAUGAGGACCAACGUUAUCAAUGAGAUCCUAAGCACAGAGAGAGAUUACAUCAAACACCUGAAGGACAUCUGUGAGGGCUAUAUAAAGCAGUGCCGUAAAAGAGCAGAUAUGUUCACCGAGGAGCAGCUGAAAACCAUCUUUGGGAAUAUUGAGGAGAUCUACAAGUGCCAGAAAAAAUUUGUUAAAGCAUUGGAGAAAAAAUUCAACAAAGAUUACCCGCACCUGAGUGAAAUUGGGUCCUGCUUCCUGGAAUAUCAAAAUGAAUUCCAGAUCUACUCGGAGUACUGCAACAAUCACCCUAAUGCCUGUGUGGAGCUUUCCCGACUCACCAAAGUGAGCAAGUAUGUCUAUUUCUUUGAAGCCUGUCGGCUUCUUCAAAAGAUGAUUGACAUCUCUCUGGAUGGCUUCCUCCUGACUCCAGUGCAGAAGAUCUGCAAGUACCCACUGCAGCUUGCAGAACUGCUGAAGUACACAAACCCACAACAUAGGGAUUUUAAAGACGUGGAAGAUGCUUUAAAUGCCAUGAAAAACGUAGCACGGCUCAUCAAUGAGAGGAAGAGGCGUUUGGAAAACAUAGACAAAAUUGCUCAGUGGCAGAGUUCCAUAGAGGAUUGGGAGGGUGAAGAUGUCCUUGUCAAGAGUUCUGAACUCAUCUAUUCUGGAGAAUUAACUAAAAUUUCCCAGCCUCAAGCCAAGAGCCACCAGAGAAUGUUCUUCCUCUUUGAUCAUCAGCUUGUCUGCUGCAAGAAGGAUCUCUUGCGACGUGAUAUCCUGUACUAUAAAAGCCGAAUCAGCAUGGACAACAUGGAGAUCCUGGAUGUGGAAGAUGGCAAAGACAGAGACUUCAAUAUCACUGUUAAAAAUGCAUUCAAGUUGCACUGUAAAGAUACAGAGGAAGUCCACUUGUUCUGUGCAAAAAAGCCUGAACAGAAGCAGCGUUGGCUCAAGGCAUUUGAGAAUGAAAGGAGGCAGGUUCAGCUCGACCAGGAAACGGGUUUUUCCAUCACUGAAGUUCAGAAGAAACAAGCUAUGCUUAAUGCCAGCAAACAAAACCAGACUGGAAAACCAAAAGUGGUCACCAGGACGUACUAUGACUUCCUGAUGCGCCAGAAGCACCCUACCUUGCCUACAAACCUCCCCCAGCAGCAAGUCUUCAUGCUGGCAGAGCCCAAACGCAAGCCUUCAAACUUCUGGCAGAACAUCAGCAGGCUGGCACCAUUUCGAAAAUAAUCGGAAGCAGCUUGUAUCCUGUGCCUGAAGACCUUCUGAGAAAGCACUUUAUGCACCAAGCCCUGCAAAACUAAGCACUAGCUCCCCCUCCUGGCUGUCAGAGUGAUAGCACCUCCCCUUUAUUUUCCUUGUUUCUUUUGCCAGAUUGAAUGGGCUUAAGUGUAGAGGAUGACAUGGACCAUAUUUUGUUGUGUGUGUGUAUGUGUGUGCGUGUCUUAUGCUUUCUUUUAUUUUGAAAAUAAAUCCUCAAGCCUGCACAUCCUUUUGAAAACCCAGAAGAGAAAGCACGAGACUGGAGUUUGAACUUCCUUCCCUUUCUUUUUUUAACGUUCCUCAGUUCUUGGGCUGUGCCUCCCCUUAGGAAUGGUGUUUGCUUUCAGCCAGGCAGAAAGGGUGAGCAAGUGAACAGUCCCUGUUCCCUGCUUGAUGUUUGCUCAGAACAGCUGGUCAUCAUUACUGCUGUUCAUGCACUUUGCAAUUCCCCUCCUCUUCACUCCACCAGUCCCACUAUUCAUGGAAAUCCUGAAGAACAGAACAUCUUUGCCUGGCACUUGGAUAACAGUCAUAGGGAACCAUCCUUAGCUGAAGACAAAACUAUUGAUGGUGAGCCAGAACAUCAACUAUGGAUCCUGAAGCAUGACUAACAACAGAGACUUCUGCAAUUUAGUUGAAUUAAUGUAUAUGAGGGAGGGGUGCUAGGGGGAAAUGUGCCUAAAUUAACUCCGGAUUACUUUUCUCUCUACAACACUUUGCCAUAGUUUCUGGCCAAUGAAAAAUUUCUCAAUGUUUUUAAUGUUUAUUUAUGGUAAAAGUGCAGAUAACUGUAUUUUGUAAAAGUUUGUAAUCAGUCUUGUCAGAUGUUAACUUGAUGCCUGUUUUAUUUUUCUCCUGACAAAAGACCAACAUUUGUAAGCCUAAACACUUAACAAUAUGCCAUGCAGAAGUGUCUAAAGAUGAAUUGCAUAUGUAGCAGACACUCAUAUAGAUCAGUAUUACUGGAUACUAUGCCACCCAUGCAGAUGUCUGCAGGAAGAGGCAAGGGUGCUACAAGAAAAAUUGGAACACAGGUCCUUAAUUUGUAUGGGUGGGUUGCAUUUAAGCACCUGCACUUCAAAAUUAUGGGCAGAAAUACUCAUUUAAUCCUUUAUUAGAUACAAAAAAAAGAGAUUUGCCUUAUAAUAGAGAGAUAGUUAGAAGCCAUAACUGACUGGAUCCCAUAAUUUGGGGAUUCCUGGUACUGUGAAGUUGGAAGGCAAACCCCAACUUACUCUUGUAUUAAACUACUGCAGAGAAGUGAGCACUGAGCAGUCUGAAGGAAAGCAAUGCAGUGUCCAACAGUAGUUGGCCAAAGACCAGUCACCUGAAUCCAGAAGCAUGUACAGAUUCAUUCUUGCACUAUCUUUCCCCCUCAUGGGAGGGGGCUACACUUAAUUUCAUAAAGAAACUUGCAAGUGA